Dictyostelium discoideum AX4 is the source of this 912-nucleotide messenger RNA. RefSeq lists its product as hypothetical. The transcript is spliced from 3 exons. Gene Ontology annotation, cellular component: membrane; cytosol. NCBI's taxonomy places the organism in Eukaryota, Evosea, Eumycetozoa, Dictyosteliales, Dictyosteliaceae. Bases 1 to 912 code for a protein of 303 amino acids. The record is from RefSeq and is a predicted model, not a curated record.
AUGGCAUCAAUAAUUACAUCAGGAUUAUUUAUAUUUGCACCAGUUAUUGGAUAUGUUUCACAAUAUAGGGAUAUUCAAAGAACAUCUAAUAGUGAUGGAUUUAGCACCAGAGUUUGUUUAAUUCUAUUGUUGUCCAAUAUAUUACGUUGUUACUUUUGGAUUGGUAAACAAUUUGAUAUUACACUUUUAUAUCAAUCAAUAGUUAUGAUCAUUGCACAACUAUUAAUGCUUCAUCUAUGCAUUUCAAUUAAAUCAAGAGAAUCUGUAACAAAUUCAAAAUCCAGAAGAUCAAAUAAACAAUUUAAUUUUCAAACCAACACAACAAAAACAACAAUAACAAAUAUAAUACCAAACAACAACAAUAACAACAAUAACAACAACAACAACAAAACAUCAAAUAUAACAAUUGAUAAUAAUGAUAAUAAUAGCAAUGAAAAUAUUAUAAAUAAUAAUAAUGAUAAUGAUAAUAACGAUAAUGAAAUAAUAAUAACUACAAUGAAAAGUAGUAAUAAUAAUACUAAAAACCACCACAUUUUUUUAAAUCCAGGUUAUUUUCAAAACUUUUGGGAAUGGGAUAAUUUUGGUGCAUAUACUAUUUUCUUGGGUGUAUACUCUGCAAUCUUUUUAUUAUUGACAACAGUUUAUUUAUACUCACCAAGUUAUUUCGAAUAUUUGGGUACCUUAUCAUUAACAAUUGAAUCUAUCCUUGGUUUACCACAAUUAAUUCAAAAUUAUAAAAAAAGAUCAACUAAAGGUUUAAGUCUUGUUUUAAUUUCAUCAUGGUUUAUUGGUGAUUUAUUUAAAACUUUGUAUUUUUAUUAUAAAGAUCAACCAUCCCAAUUCAUUUUCUGUGGUACUGUUCAAUUAAUUAUAGAUAUUUUAAUUUCCCUUCAAAUUAUUUAUUAUAAAUAA